Molecule: messenger RNA, 7006 nt
Organism: Megalops cyprinoides (Indo-Pacific tarpon)
Lineage: Eukaryota; Metazoa; Chordata; Actinopteri; Elopiformes; Megalopidae
Gene: mki67
Product: marker of proliferation Ki-67
Exons: 16
Coding region: 142-6207 (2021 amino acids)
Biological process (GO): regulation of mitotic nuclear division; regulation of chromosome segregation
Cellular component (GO): nucleus; chromosome
Molecular function (GO): protein binding
Source: RefSeq, a predicted model, not a curated record
AGCAAAGAAGAGGACGACAUACUGUCAGAUGGUUGUGUGUUUUUAUUUUCUUUUAACUUAGGGUAAAGUAGGGUCAUUCCAUUAAUGGAAGUUGCAUUACCUUAAAGAUUAUUCGACUAUCGAUCCAGGUAAGAAGUAAAGAUGCCUUUGCACGGAAAGAUAGUUGUUAUCAAGAGGAGUGGAGGAGAUGGGACCGAAUUUCCCCUUACCGCAUCAUGCUUGUUUGGGAGGAAACCUGAUUGUGAUAUUCGGAUCCAACUGCCUCAAGUGUCCAAGGAGCACUGUAGAAUUGAUCUGAAUGAAAAUAAAGAGGUCAUUUUAACAAAUCUGAGUUCAGUUAAUCCAACUCGUAUAAAUGGAGAGAUUAUGCAGCAGACUGAGCGUUUGAAGCAUGGAGAUCUAAUCACAAUUAUUGAUCGUUCCUUUAGGUUUGAGUAUCCUCCAGAACCAACGCCCAAGAAAAGGAGACCAUCUGUUGGAAAAAGUGAAACACUGCAGGUCCUGCAUGAUCAACAGGCACGGGAUCAGGGAACCUUAGCUUGUGGAGAAAGAAGAAAGUCCUCUGAAUUAACGUCAGACUCGUCUUGUCUGAAAGAUGGAACAAAUGCUGGCAAUGUGCAGUCCUGUACAGUGCAAGAUGAAGAUAAAGCAAAGGAAGUGCAUAAUAGCAGCUUGGAACAAAACAAAACCAGUGACAAGGAGAGUCUGUCUCCCUUCUGUGAGCUGUAUGAAAUGAUCAAGCAAAAUCUUAACGCAAAGUCUCCAUGGAAGCCCUCUGAGCCCAAAACUCCACUCUCCAGGCAUGAGACACCGAAAACCAUUCAGGCCAAAAAGAUGGCCGAAGAAAAGGAUCGGGAUGAGUCGCUCCUGCCUGAAGUUGCUGAGAGCUCUCGGCCUCAAAAGACACCGGAAAGAAAGAGGAGGUCGUCGGCUGGUAGUGGAAAGCACGUGGAUAGCAAACUAACCGAAGGAGGAUUUAGUGGUGAAGCAACUCCAAAAUCUGGCCAAAAGAGCAGCAAACUGGGCUCUGUGAAAACACCUGCUGUUGAAAGCGUCCCUGCACUCCCAGCAGAGGGCCAGGCAGCAGGCGCUUCCCAGCCAGUCUUAACUCCAAGUAAAGAAACUCCUGGAAAAAACAGACGUCCUUCAAAAUCCCCUGCAAAGCAGUCUGAAAUUCCUGUCGUGGAAGAGAAGAGAACACCCGGCUCUCAGAGGAAAGCUCGACAGGGCACUCCCCAAAAGUUCAGUGCUGGAGAAGUGGCAAAACAAAUAGUGUUUGACAGUAGUGUUACAGAAGAAGCUUGUCAGAGCACCAAAAAGUCAAAAACUCCAAAAGGAAGGAGGAGCAAAGAAUGUGGAUCUGAAACCCCUGUAUCUGCAACCCCAUCAGCCAGCCCCGGUGUCCUGAAAUUAAACAAGGCGGUCACUGACGUGUCUAAUACCCAAACGGACACGACUCCAAAGAGCAAAGAGGUUGCGAGUCCUCAGAGAGUCUCUCCCAGAAAAUCUGCUGGAAAAAAGAUGGAAGCUCCUAAUGUGCUGGUUGAACUUGGAUUGACAGUACCAUCUAGUGGGGGAAAAGGUAAUCAACCAUCAUCCAGGAAGAAACGCAAAAGUAUGGAACUGGAAAGUGGAUUGCCCACGCCUCAACUUAAAAGAAAAAGGGUGUCCUUUGGUGGUCAGCUGAGCCCAGAGCUGUUUGACAAGCGGCUCCCUCCUAACUCUCCGCUCCGCCGAGGUGCCACACCAGGGAGGCGCAGCCUCUCCCUUUUCAAACAUCGAUCGGUCCUCAGGAGAGCAUCCACAAUUGGUUUGAUACAGGAGUUGCAUGCUGACAUGGUGAGUCCACAAAGUCAAAAGGCUAAGGGGAGUCCAGGAAAGAAAGCAUCCCCCAGACGUGUUUCUUCUGUAAACAGUACUCCUUCACCUACAAAGAAGUCAACUAAAUCAAAAGCAAAAACCCCAUCUCCUCAAAAACCCAAAGCCACAAGCUCUCCAGGUCCAAAGUCUCCUGCUUUGGUCAAGACUCCAUCCCCAGCCAGACAACGGUCAUCUUCCAGAGAGGAGCUCAUGACUCCAGAAGGCAAGAAAUCUGUCACUCCCCGGGCUAAGACUCCUUCUGUCCCAUCCAUGAGACAAACUCCAGCCAAAGAUCAGACCAGUAGUACACCACGUGCUAAGAAGUCUCCCUUGGCAUCAUCGAAGACCCCUUCCCCUGCAAAAGAUCCCGUAUCGGUUGAUAACGGUCCUUCUACUCCUGCAACAACCAGACGUGGAAGGACAUCCAUCUCUGAUGCAUCCAAAACGCCCUCUCCUGCUCGGUCUGCAGUUGAAGCGUCAGAGACGGCACUCCCUGCUGAGGCUGCCUCGGGUUCCAUUGAAAAAACGCCUUCUCCCAGAGGGAGGUCUUUUAACGAUUCCUCAUCCAACCAAACGCCUACUGUCCGUGGCAGGUUUUCAGUCUCUCGUAUUGAUACACCCUCACCUGUUGCUGAUCAGAAUGUAAGUGCUCCAGAAGGCACAACUUCAGAAGUGUCUGCAAGUGUAACUCCAACUGUUCCACUGAAGAGAACAAGCAUGAAGUCAACGUCAAAGAAAACCCCUAAAAGUGCACGGAAGAGUGUUCUUGAAGUCAUUCGCUCCAGGCGAAGUGGAGCUUCACGGGCAAAUUUGAAAGUUGUGAGUUCAUGGGCUGAUAUUGUUAAAUUUGGAGUAACCAAACCUCAGGUUGGUGUCCCUACCAAGAAAUGUACCACAAAAGGGAGAGCUAUCAAGAAAGCAGUAGCACAGAGGCCUAAGACCCCUGCCCGGAAAGUCAAAGAGCAUGUCAGCACAGGCCACGCAGCUUCGCCAGCUACAAUCCUUGUGGGGAAAGCCCAUACAAAGGUGGCGCCAACAGCAGGGUGUGCUCCAAAGCUUGUCCACAACAUUGCUCUGCUGAGGAAGAACAUGGAAAUCAAUGAGGACUUAACAGGAAUCAAAGAAAUAUUCAGUACGCCUGUGAAUGUGAGGGAGAAGAGACCUCGGGCCAGCACCAGCUAUUGCCCUGAGACCUCACAGACCCCUGCUAAAUCUUUAGCUGAGGUAUCUGUCAUGGACACACCUGAGGGAACAGGUGAAAUGAUGGUGUCUCCAUUAAGUACUGUGGAGCAAGGAAGGUACAACAGUGAUGCAGUUACACGUCUCCUCCAAGAAGAUGGGAAUUCUAGCUUCAUUAGUGAUGCUCCUCAAGCAAAUGAUGCAUUAAAAACCCCGGAAACCCCCCAGACUGAACCUACAGAACCGGGCGCAGUCUCGAAGAGGACACCAAAACAAAAGCCUGAAGCUUUGACAUGUCUAACAGGAGUCAAGAGGCUCAUGAGGACACCAAAACAGAAGCCCCAACAAGUAGAAGACCUCAGAGGAAUCAAGAGACUCCUAAAAACACCCAGAGAACCAAAGGUGCCUCAAGAAGUUAGUCUGGUUGGAGUGAAGGAAAUGCUAAAGACUCCUAAGCAUAAGGGUCAACCAGUAGAAGACAUGGCUGGAGUUCAGAGAGUAAUGAAGACUCCCAAGGUGAAGAAGACGCCCCUGGUAUGUACGACUGGUUUGAAGCGAUUGAUGCAGACACCCAAGCAAAAGGUGCAGCCUGUCGAAGACAUGGUUGGAGUCAAGCGAUUGAUGCAGACACCCAAGCAAAAGGUGCAGCCUGUCGAGGACAUGGCUGGAGUCAAGCGAUUGAUGCAGACACCCAAGCAAAAAGUAGAGCCUGUUGAAGACAUGGUUGGAGUCAAGCGAUUGAUGCAGACACCCAAGCAAAAAGUAGAGCCUGUUGAAGACAUGGUUGGAGUCAAGCGAUUGAUGCAGACACCUAAGCAAAAGGGACAGCCUGUUGAAAAUAAAUUUGGAAUCCGCAAACUGAUGAAAUCGCCCAGAGCGCGAGGAGUUGAAGCAGUAGAAGAUUUCACAGGGUUACCAGAGCUUUUGAAAGAGCCUGAGGAAGUUAUCAGUAAACAGAGUGAAACCACUGAGGAAAAGGUUUCAGAAAAUCCAGAGAGUGGAAAAAGUCUACCAGCUCUUAAUGAAGUGGAGAAGGCUCCUGAAGAGGAUUCCACUAACUCCGUGCAUGAGGAAAACCAAAGCAACUCUUCUAAAAAAUCUGGCAGGGGAAGACCGCCAAAACAAGUGAAAAGUGUCACUGAUAUUCCAGCCAAAGAUGGCAAAUUGGCAGGUUCUCAGUGUGAAGCAGAAAAUGACAAUGUGGGUGAUGACCACAGUCUGGCUGACACGAAACCCAAACGGGGGAGACGGCCGCGUAAGGAUCCUGUCUCUCCUGUGAAGAAGAUCCAUCAACAGAUCACAGAAAUUAAGGAAGAGGAUAUCAAACCUGUUGCUGCAGUUCCAACAAAAUCUACCCGAGGGAGAAGGGCAAAAGUGAUGGAAUCUGAACAGAAUGUCAUUGAAGAAAUUCUUUGUGAAAGUGUGAAAUUACCAGAUUUGACAAAGGAAUGUGAUGAAGUAAAAACCAUGGAUGUGGAAAUCGCAGAGCCCACUGCUCCUGCUCAUGUCGCUGUGAAAGGUAGAAGGGGUAAGACAACCGUUGAAACACCUCAAAAGGUUCCUUCUCCAGCCCCUAUCAGAAAAACCGGAAGGGGAAGGACGGUGAAAGGAAAAGACGCAGUCAGUGAUAGUGAUACCAUUAAGGCUGAAUGCGUUGAAAUGCCUCCAACACCUGCAAAAGAUGUAGAUACUCAGCAGCAAAUAUGCAUUACCCCAGCAUCUAUCGUGAAACCGAGGAGAGGAAGAAAGCCUAAGCAAACUGAUGAACUUCAGGUCACCUCAGCAGAAAGUGUGGGAAACGUCUCCACAGAUAAGCCAGUCAUUGGAGACAUGCCGGAGCCCGAAGAACAGACUCCUGUUGUGAAGUCUGGACGUGGGAGAAAGGCCAAGGCUGUCGUGAAGGAGGAAGACCAGACAUCAGUUGAAAUUCCUCGGAAAAGAAUGUGCCGUGGUACUGUUGCUGAUGGUUUGACUGUUCAGGCAGUUGCCUCUCCUAUCUCCAGGUCCGUACGAGGAAGAAAACCUGCGAAGAAUCUGGACAGCGCACAGGUGGUGACUGUGGUCCAAGAUGACACUUCAGCUACAAAAUGUUCUACAGAACCCAACAGGAAGACCAGAGGAACAAGGAAACUGAAGAGUCCUGAUGCUGCCGUUUCCCUUUCUGAUCCCGUUCCUUCAGAAGGCGGAGACUCGGCGCCUGAAACAUCAGUGUCAGAUGACCAGGUGAAGAAUGUACAGGGGAAAACAUCCAGGAGAGGAAGAGCUGCUGCUCAAAAAACCAUCGCUGAUGAAGCUAGUGAAAAGACAGAAAUUAAAAAAGAAAAUGUUGACAAGAAGGGUGAGGUGAAAAAGGCUCCUGCAAAGAAAGCUGUGAAAUGGAGUUCUGAUUUGGUGUCGUCUUGUUCCUCGGAAGUUGAGGCAUUGCCUACUUUUGAGGAAAAAUCCCAGCAAGGCAAUUUGGACAACAGUGAUGAAUCCACUGAACAUGCAGGCAGCUCAGUUGUAGAAACAGAAGCAGCAUCUGGGCAGCAAACCAAAUCCCGCAGAGGAAGAGGAGCUGGGAAGCAACAGAGCGCACCGCUGCCAGAGCCCUCGCUUGUUGCAGAACAUGGCGCACCUGAGCCGUGUGUUGAAAAGGCUACAAGAAAAGGGCGAACAAAGGUGACCAGACCUGCUAAAUCUGACCCUGCAAAGGAUGAUCCCCCAGUUGCAAAGAGAGCGGUUAAAAGGAAAGCGCAGGAAGAGGUGGCUGAAACAACUGGAGGUGAUGAGCAGGCCAGUGAGUCUGCCAACAUCAAUGCCCUGCCUAAGAGGUCAAGAGGCAGGAUGGCAAAAGUGGAGGAAACCAUAGUUGAGGCUAAUACAUCAGAGAAGAGGAAAAGGGGUACUGCAAGAGUGACUGAGAAAGCACUUGAAAAUGAGGUUGAAAACGCUGACCCAAAGCCAAAACCCGAAACCACAAAACCUCUCGGAAGGGGUAGGAGAAAGGUAGCCCAGCAAGCAGAAGAGGAAACUAAGCUGACCCAAGACACAACCUCUGACAAGGGAAGAACGGAAGCAACAAAAGAUACAGCCACUGUUGCUCGAGGAAGAGGCAAGACUCAAAAGAAGGCUGACAGUACAAUUUCAACUGAGCCCAUGCCAGUGAGACGAACACGGCGGAAAUGAGCACUGAUGCAGCUUUACCAUUGUAUAUAUUCAGCAGGCUUAAAUGGUUUUAACUUACUUGUAGUCGUGCAUAUUGACUGCACAGCUUUGAUAUUUCUGGUGCUGACUGACCUUUUUAAACGUUGCUUUUAAUUUUUUGAUAAAUAUAUUUUUUCAGUUGAGGAAAGGUGUACUUGUAUAUGUGGGUUUACCGUCAGUCCUCAUUAAUGUUUUUGAAGUCGCAAAAUGGACCUACAAAUAGGUUGGAUUUUGAUUUGUGGGAGGUAUAUGGCAAAAGGCUGGCUGGCUUUUCUGUAAAUGAAAAUAAAUCCAACUUUUGCUUUCUUUAUGCUCAUGGUCUAGUAAUAUUUCCAGUCUUAAUAGUGCAUUGUCUUGUGCCACACCAGUCUGAUUUCAGUGCAGUUGAAUGACACCCUUGCUUCUUUGUUAGAAAGUGUAUUCUUGACCAUCUUUGUCUUGAGAUUGAUUUGUUUUCCCUCUAAUUGUCUAAUUAGAUGAUGUGUAAACUUUGGCAUUCACUCUUCUCCAAGUGGCUUUCUCAGAUGAUGAUUCUAAAAAUUGUAAUUUUAUAUUAGGCGGUAAAAAUUGAAAACUGCAGGAGGCUAACAUAAAAAAUGAGAUUUCAUUUCAGGCAAACCCCUGUAGAUAGAAUUCACCCUAAUAGAAUUGUGCAUUGGGGGCUGUGAAUCAUGAUCUGUAUUCACACAGGGGAAGACUUGUCAAAACCAGUAUUGUUAAUCUGUAGUUGUAUGCUCACUACUAAACUAAUCAGUGAAGUCACUUGGGGGGGAAAUGUGAG